Messenger RNA from Penicillium waksmanii, 564 nucleotides. RefSeq lists its product as uncharacterized. The transcript has 3 exons. The record is from RefSeq and is a predicted model, not a curated record. NCBI's taxonomy places the organism in Eukaryota, Fungi, Ascomycota, Eurotiomycetes, Eurotiales, Aspergillaceae. Bases 1 to 564 code for a protein of 187 amino acids.
AUGGCGGCUGUGAGGCUACGUAAAGCAUUUCGGUAUCCUGAGGAAUCGGACGAUGAUCGCCAGGAGCUUGAUGAGGAGGAACAAGAUCGGGUGAUUCAACAGUUGCAGCAGCAGAAUGAGGCGCGGAAUGCGCAGUACAGUCUCGUGUUUACUGCGAUUCCACUGGUUUCCACUCUGACUUUCCUGCCAUCUCUAUUUACCGCGCUGAGCUUCGGCGAAAGGCUGCUUUCGCUGCUGGGAAUACUCUCGUUGCUGGCUACGGCUUACAUGAUGAGAUUAGCUCCUCUGCAACCAGAUCGAAAGGGCAAGAAACCCCUCUCAUCGGAAAGUGAGCGGUUGGAAAUGAUCCGUUCCGCUCUGUUGCCUGUCAACGGUGCAGUCGGCGUUCUGCUCACUCUAAUCUACCUCCUGUUCUUGCGUGGAGGUUCCUCAUUCAUUAUCAGUCCGGUCUUAUAUUUGAUUCCUGGAGUCAUGCUCGCGGUUAUCGUACUUGCGAAGGACACUAUGCUUUCGGUAGACCUUGCAACUCUCAAGGAUCUUCAAUACGAGUACAAAGGUGCUUAG